UUAACACGGAAUCCCACUUUGCGAUCGCAACGUCGGUAUAAAUACGCUGCGCGCGUCCACAAAUCCAAUCAGUUUUUGACAAAUCGUAUUUGCGCAAAAAAAAAGUUUCAAAGAUGAAGUCGUUCGUUUUAAUUCUGUGCGUUGCAGUGAUCGCCUGCGUUUGGGCGGAUGAUGGCUGCACGCAGGGUGAAACAAAGAAAUUGGAUUGCAAUACCUGCAAGUGCGGUAACGGUAAUUGGCUGUGCACGCAGAUGGCCUGCCCAUCGCACCAUCAUCAACGCAGGAGUCCCGACGAUUCCUGCCAACCGGGCGAAGUGAAGCAGGAGCGUUGCAAUUCGUGCAGAUGUAUUGACGGCAAAUUCGCCUGCACACGUCGUGCCUGCCCACCGGAAGGUCGCAGGCGUCGUGCUGCACCUACACCUGACAACUGCACUCCUGGAGAAAGGUUCAUGGAUAAGUGCAACCAGUGCACUUGCGGUCCCGACGGAAAAACUGCCCGCUGCACCUACAGGCUUUGCCCACAAUAAUAUAUUUAAGUAUUUAUCGAUUGAUUAAAUGAGUUUAUUCUUACUGGUGAUUAUUUUGACUUAAUAAAGAAUUCAUUGUUGCAUUA
Messenger RNA from Dalotia coriaria, 613 nucleotides. RefSeq names its product serine protease inhibitor I/II-like. The coding region runs from base 114 to 527 and encodes 137 amino acids. The transcript has 2 exons. The record is from RefSeq and is a predicted model, not a curated record. NCBI's taxonomy places the organism in Eukaryota, Metazoa, Arthropoda, Insecta, Coleoptera, Staphylinidae. Gene Ontology annotation, molecular function: peptidase inhibitor activity.